AUGGGUGAAUUGUCAGCUGCCUCUGUGCAGACGCAACCAGAGACUCCCCUAGAUACGACAUAUGUUAGACACGAUGUCGAAUCGAACAAGCGUGGGGAGGACUCCAGAUCGAAGUCCACCAAGUCUGAUGCAACGCGCAAAGACAGCGAUAAACAGCAGGACCAACCCGCUUCCUUGGGUAGCUAUCUGUACUUUAUACCAGGGAACAGUACUCCCCAGAGCAAGUUCAAAUCCUCAAUCGACAGCAAUGCUCUCAAGAUCGUGUACCUGUUUAUCGCGAAGUUCGCGACAACUUACGUAUCUAUGUUUUGUUUUCGAAUGGCCGGCCUUCGUGUCACGGCAGGCUUGCGGCUCAUGUACAUAGAAUCUGUCUUUUCUCAACCUGUCAGCAAGCUCGACCAAACAUCUACAGGAACGGUCGCGAAUACGAUCAGUGCCUCCUCCAACACGAUACAGAGCAGUAUCUCUGAUAGACUAUCUACCCUUUUCCAAUCACUGGCUCUACUUGUAACGGCAUAUGUAGUAGCCUUUCGAUACUCCUGGGCACUUACGCUGGCCGCCAGCGCAACAUUACUGUGGUCACUUAUCGUGUAUGGUCUUACUGCCCCUACGACGAUCAAGUUCCAACAGGAGACCGAUAAGGCAGAUGAAAAUCACGCGUCGAUUGCUGGCUCUGUUUUCGGUUCUAUCCGUACGGUGUUGUCUCUGGGGGCGGAGGCGCAGUUAUCAGAGAAAUACUUCCACUGGGUUGAGGUGUCACGAAAACUCGGGAUGAGACUACCAUUGAUCCUGGGGAUACAGAUCGGCCUUAUAUUUUUCGCAAUGUAUGCCAAUUACGCGCUAAGUUUUUGGUUCGGUUUGGAGCUCUAUCGAGAGGGGCACAUCGCAAACAUCAAUACUGUUAUCAUCGUGUUCUUUUCUGUCCUUAUCGUGGGCACCAUCAUGGGCGGUAUUCUCAUGCCAGUGAUGCAAAUUUCCAAAGCCAUCAGUGCUUCCGGCGGCUUCUUUGAGAUCAUUGACUCUGAUCGCGUGGAAAGGGAUGGUCUUCAGGAACCGCAGGUCUCUGCACAUGCAGACAUUGAAUUCCACAACGUUACAUUCGCAUACCCUGCCAGGAAGGAGGUUCAAGUACUCAAAGGCUUUAGUGCUCGUUUCGAGAAAGGAAAAAACACGGCAUUGGUAGGGCCUUCAGGGUCCGGGAAGAGCACGAUCGUUGGUUUGCUGGAGAGAUGGUAUCAGCUUGGCGAGGUGCAAGCACCCCAGCAGACGAGCGUGGAUGCUCUCAUCACUAUCGACGGUCAUAACAUCAACAGUCUGAGCUUGAAAUGGUGGAGAUCCCAGAUUGGCCUGGUGCAACAAGAGCCUUUUCUCUUUAACGAUACUAUCCUCAACAAUGUCGCGCAUGGAUUAUUGGGUUCCAAAUGGGAGAAUGAGCCAGCAGAGGUCAAAGAGCAACUUGUGAAAAGCGCCUGCAGGGAGGCAUAUGCGGACGAGUUCAUCAACCGACUUCCAGAGGGCUACUCAACCAUUGUCGGUGUGGACGGCAUCAAACUGAGCGGAGGCCAGCGUCAACGACUCGCCAUCGCCCGCAGUAUUGUGAAACGACCCAGCAUUCUUAUAUUGGACGAGGCCACGAGCUCUGUCGAUGUCCAUUCGGAGAGAAUUGUCCAAGCGGCUCUUGAUCGUGUAUCCCAAGGCCUGACAACAAUCACCAUUGCUCACAGACUGUCGACUAUUCGCAGAGCUCAUCAUAUAAUCGUCUUGCACAAUGGAACUAAAAUCGAGGAAGGUACCCACGAGGAUCUCUUGUCAAGACCGGAUGGCAUGUAUCACAACCUUGUCGAAGCGCAACAUAUCGAGGCGGGAGGGACAUCGGAGAUUGAUGAUGUGAGCGAUACUGAACCUGUUGAGGAGGCUCAAGAGUCAGAGAAGACAGUAUCCAAAUCUGUCCAUGUUAAGGAAGAGGCUCAAAACUCGCGUACUAAGUAUGCUGCCGUUGGCCGUGUAGUUUCUGAACAGCGCACCCUAUGGCCUUACUAUGUUCUGAUCUUAUGCGCAACGAUGUGUUGUGGUGCUGCCUAUGCACUGCAAAGUUGGCUCUUCGCGCAACUGAUCCAAGUAUUUCAGUUUACCGGCCAGAAGCUCAAGGAUGCAGCUAACUUUUGGGCGUUGAUGUUCUUUAUUCUCUCGCUGGCUAUGCUAGUCUCUUAUUUCUUCGUGGGCUAUGUUGGCAUGUCUAUUUCAACGCACAUAGGUUCAGUAUAUCGAAAGGAUUACUUCCAAAGCAUGCUCCGGAAGCCUGUUUCAUUCUACGAUACCGAUGGCAAUGCCUCUGGGAGCUUGAUGUCGCGCCUUUCCACGGACACGAAGCAGGUUCAAGACGCGCUCAGUGCUAGUGGUGCAUUCCCAAUGAUAUCCAUCUUCAACUUGAUCGGAUGUGUCGUCAUAUCAUUCGCCUUCGGAUGGAAGCUGAGUCUUGUCUCCUUGUUCGCAGCGUUACCAGUGUUGUUUGUUGCGGCCUUCAUGCGCAUCCGAUAUGAGAUCAAAUUCGAACAGAUGAAUUCGGACGUCUUUGCUCGUAGCUCUCAGUUUGCCGUCGAAGCAAUUGGUGCUUUUCGCACAGUCACUGCAUUGACCAUGGAGGACUAUAUCGUGGAUAGGUAUUCUGCUCUGCUCAAGCAACAGGUCAGAAGAGCUUUCCGGAAAGCAACUUACGCCACGCUUAUAUUUGCUCUUUCUGAUAGUGUGGAACUAUGUGCCAUGGCUCUCACUCUCUGGUACGGUGGACGGUUACUUGCGAGCCGAGAAUAUGAUCCCCUCGCUUUCUUCGUCAUCUAUACUGCCGUUGUUCAAGGAGGACAGGCUGCUGGACAAGCCUUCAGUCUUGCUCCCAUGUUCGCCCAAGCCACUUCUGCCGCCAACCGUAUCUUUAAUCUUCGACCAAAACCAGACCAGCACGGUACCACUGCUGGUGAGCCUUUAUCAACCUCUGGUUUAGGUAUGCAGAUCGAGCUCAGACACGUCUCAUUCAAAUAUCCCACGCGAGACACUUCCAUCUUCGAGGAUCUCAACAUCAACAUCGAAAGCGGACAGUUCGUUGCAUUCGUUGGACCCUCUGGAUGCGGAAAAUCGACUACGAUCUCCCUCCUUGAGCGCUUUUACGAACCUACCGCCGGUUCCAUCUACCUUAAUGGCAAGGACCUGCGAUCCUUUGAAAUAUCAUCCUACCGUCGAGCCCUCUCCCUAGUCUCGCAGGAACCGACCCUCUUCGAGGGCACCAUUCGCGAAAACCUCCUUCUCGGACUUGACGAUCAAACGGAAGACGAAAAGCUUGAAGAACGAAUCAUCCAGGCUUGUAAGUCCGCCGAAAUUCACGACUUCAUCGUCUCUCUUCCAGACGGCUACUCGACGCAUCUAGGCAUCCAGGCGCAAACCGCCCUCAGUGGCGGCCAGCGACAGCGUCUCUGCAUCGCUCGUGCGCUGCUUCGUAACCCUUCGCUUCUUCUUCUCGAUGAAGCGACGUCCAGUCUAGACUCACAUUCUGAGAAACUCGUGCGGACCGCGAUGGACCGUCUCGCGGCCCAGCGUCGCAUGACCAUCGUGGCCGUAGCACAUCGGCUCGCUACGAUCCAGAAGGCGGAUGUGAUCUUCGUCUUUAGCGCUAGCGAAGACGGGGGCGGAUCCAGAAUCGUGGAGAGAGGAAGUCAUGGGGACCUGUUGAGGCGAAAAGGGGUAUAUUGGCAGAUGUGUCAGGCACAAGCCCUCGACCAGUGA
Paecilomyces variotii is the source of this 3774-nucleotide messenger RNA. RefSeq names its product lipid A export ATP-binding/permease protein msbA. Gene Ontology annotation, biological process: transmembrane transport. Gene Ontology annotation, molecular function: ATP binding; ATP hydrolysis activity; ABC-type transporter activity. The record is from RefSeq and is a predicted model, not a curated record. The coding region runs from base 1 to 3774 and encodes 1257 amino acids. Lineage: Eukaryota; Fungi; Ascomycota; Eurotiomycetes; Eurotiales; Thermoascaceae. The transcript has 11 exons. Gene Ontology annotation, cellular component: membrane.